This is a messenger RNA of Oreochromis aureus, 3032 nucleotides long. It is a transcript of the gene prmt7, whose product is annotated as protein arginine methyltransferase 7. Gene Ontology annotation, biological process: peptidyl-arginine methylation. NCBI's taxonomy places the organism in Eukaryota, Metazoa, Chordata, Actinopteri, Cichliformes, Cichlidae. Bases 128 to 2185 code for a protein of 685 amino acids. The transcript is spliced from 17 exons. Gene Ontology annotation, molecular function: protein-arginine N-methyltransferase activity. The record is from RefSeq and is a predicted model, not a curated record.
CCAAGAUGGCGGCUUCCUUUGGAGCAACGCUGCUGCUGUGAUCGUGUUUACUUGCCUACUUGUAGAGACUAUUCAGUUGAAACCAGACUUUAUUCAACCGCAGAGGGGUCCGAGUGUUGUGGCGGAGAUGAAGACAUUCUACGGGAGAGCCAACCCGACCACCGGGGCUUUAGACUGGGUGGAGGAGAGCGAGGAGUACGACUACCACCAGGAGAUAGCAAGGUCCUGUUAUGCAGACAUGCUGCACGAUCACGACAGGAAUAAGAAAUACUAUGAGGGCAUCCGGGCCGCUGUAACCAGAGUGAAGGCUCGCGGCGAGAAGGUCAUCGUGCUGGACAUCGGCACUGGAACCGGCCUCCUGUCGAUGAUGGCCGUCACGGCCGGGGCUGACUUCUGUUAUGCCGUGGAGGUUUUUAAGCCGAUGGCCGAGGCGGCGCAGUGCAUCGUGGAGAAGAACGGCUUCUCCGACAAAAUCAAGAUUAUUAACAAGCACUCCACAGACAUCACUGUGGGACCAGAUGGAGACAUGCAGGUGAAGGCCAACGUCCUGAUCACAGAGCUGUUCGAUACUGAGCUGAUCGGUGAAGGAGCUCUGCCCAGCUACGAGCAUGCCCACCAAAACCUGAUGCAGGACCGUUGCGAGGCCGUCCCUCACCGGGCCACCGUCUACGCCCAGCUGGUAGAGUCGGAGCUUCUGUGGAGCUGGGCUCAGCUGCAGCCAGUGGAGGUGGAGGGGGCCAGGCUGGUCCCUCCGCCCGCAGUGGGCCGGUGUGCCGGAGCUCACGCGGUGUGCGACAUCCAGCUGAGCCAGGUGUCUCCUGCCAGCUUCACCCCGCUGGGUCCUGUCUGCACCAUGUUUACUGUGGAUUUUAGCAAACCUGUAAGCAGCGCCUUCCAGGCCCAUUCCUCCCAGUUUGUGGCUCAGUCGAGCGGCCGGGCUCAGGUGGUUUUGUCCUGGUGGGACCUGGACAUGGACCCCAGUGGGUCCAUAGUGUGUACCAUGGCACCCAGCUGGACUUACCAAGAGCCAAAGAUGGCCCCGUGGCGCGACCACUGGAUGCAGAGUGUGUACUUCCUGCCUGUGGAGAGCCAGGUGACAGAAGGAGAGGAGCUCAGCCUGAUGGUCUGCCACGAUGACUACAGUCUGUGGUACAGCCUGCAGCCUCGCAGCCAGCGGGGCUCACAGACUGAGGCUCCUCCCUCUCGGCCAUGUUGCACCUGCCAGGCUCACCUGGUUUGGACUCGGCCGCGUUUCGGCGAACUUAACGACAGACGGCGUACAGAGAGCUACAUCAGCGCUCUGCGCAGCGUGCUGAGAGAGGACAGCGUGUGUCUCAGCGUCAGUGACGGGAGUCUGCUUCCUGUGUUCGCUCACAUGCUCGGAGCCAAGAAGGUGUUCGGUUUGGAAAACUCCCAAAUGUCUAAGCAGGUUAUUGAUGAGGUUUUGGAAGCCAACUCCAUGAAAGGACGUGUUGAGCUGCUGGAGAUCAGGCUGGAGCAGCUGACCAGUAAUGAUGUAGGAGGAGAACAGAUCUCCGUCCUGAUGGGUGAACCGUACUUCAGCACCAGCCUCCUGCCGUGGCACUCCCUGUUCUUCUGGUACUGUCGCACCGCCCUGGCAGGUCUUCUGCGACCCAACGCCAGCAUCCUGCCCCGCGCCGCCUCCCUUCACAUGGUGGCCGUGGAGUUCCAGGAUUUGUGGAGGAUAAGAGCGCCGUGUGGAACGUGCGAGGGCUUCGAUGUCACACCCAUGGAUGAAAUGGUCCAGCGCUCUCUGGAUUUCCAUGAGUCCCGUGAGGCGGAGCCACACCCCCUGUGGGAGUAUCCUUGUCGUGCUCUCACCCAGUCCACCGCCGCCAUGACCUUUGACUUCACACAGUGCCUCCCUCAGCAGCCAAUCAGCAGCCAGGGCUCGCUGUCUUUCAUUAGGGAAGGUCGUUGCCACGGUGUUGCUUUAUGGAUGGAGUACCACCUGACAGAUGACAUCACUGUCAGUGCAGGUCUCACCGGACCAAUCAAUGAGCAGGGCGACUGCGAGUGGAGUCGACACAGGAAGCAGGGAGUGUACUUCUUCGGGUCGCCGUGGGAGAUCUCAGGUGACGGCAGGGCCGCGGUGUCUUACAGCUUCACCUUUGAACCCAGUUUAGGAGACAUUAGGAUGGACUUCACCGUCACGUCUCAAUGACGUCCAGCAAUCACGGACUGAACAGCUCGCUUUUUACCGAACCUUACAUUUAACAUGUUCUGUUCUGACUGAAUCUCCACGACUAACCAUAAUUCAGAGUGUGGAACAUGAGAAGCUUAGCGAGGAUGUCACUAAUUCUAAUGUUUAUUUUCUGAGAUGCCGCUGUGGGAUAUUUUGUAUGAGCUGGACAUUAAAAGUGUGUUUGAAGUAGUUUUUUUUAAUUCUCACUACAACAAAGGCUUGUAAGAUGUUUUUGUGUACAAGAGAUGUAGCAGCUGUCGAACAACAGGUUACAGUCUAGUAAAGCCAAAUGUUAUUUUGAGAAAGACUCAAAACAUAUUUAUUCGAUAUUCAGGAAAUUGUUGUUUUAUAAAGAAGUUUUUGUUUUUUUUAAAUUGGUGUCAGAGUUUUUGUGAAAGAAGUCAAAUAAUGUUCUAAAACGAGUUGUGUUUAAAGCUUCUGUUUGACAUGAAUGUUUUGCUAACGAGGUGUCAAAUUUGCCCAAAUAAGUUUUAUGUGACUUCAUAUUUUUCCUAAAUCUCUAAAAAGCAGACAAUGUAACACUGGCAUGACCCAAACACCAAAUAUCUGUUAAUGUUCAGAGAACUGUUGUCCUCUGUAGGGAUACAAUAUUUGAUAGUUUUCUCUAGAAAAAAAAAAGUUUCUUAAUUUCCUAAAGCACCCAGGAAUGACUUUAAAUGUUUUUAAAAGUUUGAGAGUCGGCCAAAUUAUUUUCUUUCAGAACAAAGGAUUACAUUUAGAUCCUGGGCCACCUACAGUCACAUUACCAAUAACUGUUUUUUAAGUAUUAAGUCACAUGCAGUGAAAUAAAUGAUAUGUUUAAACA